ACAACUCAUCAAAGAACGAUACAAAACCACCAAAGAAUCACCAAAAAACGACGAAGACAAGAACACCGAAAGAGCACCUAAAGCAAAAAAAGAAUUAGUAGUAAGCACAAGAACAAUCACCAGAAAACGACGUAAAAUCGAUGAAGAAUUACCAGGAAAUGACGCAAAAUUGACAAAGAUCACCAGGAAACGACGACGCAAAGUCCACCGAAAGAACGCCUAA
Molecule: messenger RNA, 223 nt
Organism: Ambispora leptoticha
Lineage: Eukaryota; Fungi; Glomeromycota; Glomeromycetes; Archaeosporales; Ambisporaceae
Source: the annotation of a GenBank genome assembly